Messenger RNA from Peronospora matthiolae, 189 nucleotides. The record is from the annotation of a GenBank genome assembly. NCBI's taxonomy places the organism in Eukaryota, Oomycota, Peronosporomycetes, Peronosporales, Peronosporaceae.
AUGGUGCGAGCCGCGACUGGUAAGGAGGAAGAAGAGCGGCGUCUGCAACAGCUAGCCGAGCAGGAAGAGGAGGAAGAUGACGAUAUCGGGCAAGGCGAGUUCCAAAUCGCCGACGACGCGGGCGCCAUCCUGUAUUCGUAUCUGGGCGACGAUUUCGUAGAGAUCGUUAUGGAAGAAGGUACGAUCUGA